Molecule: messenger RNA, 4431 nt
Organism: Musa acuminata AAA Group (dessert banana)
Lineage: Eukaryota; Viridiplantae; Streptophyta; Magnoliopsida; Zingiberales; Musaceae
Product: leucine-rich repeat receptor-like serine/threonine-protein kinase RGI4
Exons: 3
Coding region: 376-3762 (1128 amino acids)
Biological process (GO): protein phosphorylation
Molecular function (GO): protein kinase activity; ATP binding; protein binding
Source: RefSeq, a predicted model, not a curated record
UAAAGUUGAUUGCUCCAUAACUGAUUAAGAAAAAAAUCGCACAACCCUCAUCGAUCGUCCCCACCCAUCUCUCUCUCCGUUUCAGUACUAGAGCUGCCCCUCCAACUCUCUCUCCUCUUCAUCUUCAUCUUCAGCUUCCUCCCAACAUCACCAGGCAAUAAACAGAUUCAAGAACACCCAUCUUUCUAUCCCUCCAAAUUCCAUCCCUCAUCUGCUGCACCGGUGUCAUGGCCCAGCUGGUUGUCUUGGAUCCGGAGAUUCUGGGUCUUCUGAUCAACUCACAUAUAAAGCUGCAGUAAUCCUCUAAAUUAUGCUGAUAAGCCAUGGAAACAUCGAGAGCAACAGUGAAUAGAGAGAGGCAGUACACAUAUAGUAAUGCCUGCCGGAGGAGUAAGCGCAUGGAGGGUCUGUUGCUGCUUCCUCUUCUUCCAGCUAUUGUUGUCCCCGGUUCUUCUAUCCUGGGACGCUCUCGCCAUCGAUCCUCAAGGCGAGGCCCUACUCUCUUGGAAGCAGAGCUUGAAUCGUAACAACCACCACAGCAAUGGCUCGUCCAGAAACAUCGGUGUUCUCUCCGACUGGAAUCCCAACGAUCCAAAUCCGUGCCGGUGGUAUGGCAUCACCUGCGACGCCAGCGGGCGGGUGGUCGAGCUGAAUUUGCAGUACGUGGACUUGCUGGGCGGCGUGCCCACCAAUCUGAGUGCGCUGGCGAUCUCCCUCUCCAUGCUCGUCCUCUCGGGGACCAACCUGACCGGCCCCAUCCCUCCCCAGCUGGGAGACCUCCCCCUGCUAACCCACCUGGAUCUCAGCGAUAAUGGACUCGCGGGCGCCAUUCCCGACGGCCUAUGCCGGCCGGGGAGCCGCCUCGAGCGCCUUUAUCUCAACUCGAACCGCCUUGAAGGGCCGAUCCCGGAUUCCAUCGGCAACCUUUCGGCGCUCCGCUGGCUUAUUAUCUUUGACAACCAGCUCGAGGGGGAGAUCCCACCGAGCAUAGGGCAACUCGCGACCCUCGAGGUGUUCCGGGCUGGUGGGAACAAGAACCUGCGAGGUGCAUUGCCAUCAGAGAUUGGCAACUGCUCCAGCCUGGCCAUGCUCGGCCUCGCCGAGACCAGCAUCUCAGGCCCGUUGCCGCCAACCCUGGGCCACCUAAGGAAUCUCCAGACGCUGGCCAUCUACACCGCGCUGCUCUCGGGACCAAUCCCGCCGGAGCUGGGCCAAUGCAAGGAACUCCAGAACGUUUAUCUCUAUGAGAAUUCCCUCUCAGGUUCCAUACCGCCGCAGUUGGGCCAACUCGAGAGGCUCCAGAGCCUGUUGCUCUGGCAGAACAACUUAGUCGGCGUGAUCCCGCAGGAGCUCGGCGGAUGCAGCGAGCUCCAGGUGGUAGACCUCUCGAUGAACAGCUUGACGGGGAGGAUCCCCGCCACCCUCGGCAACCUCACUUCUCUCCGGGAGCUCCAGCUAAGCGUGAACCAGGUCUCCGGCCCGAUCCCGCUGGAGAUUGCCGGCUGCCUGAACCUGUCCGACCUCGAGCUCGACAACAACAAGAUCUCCGGUGGGAUACCCGCGGAGCUUGGCCGGCUACGCAAUCUCCGGAUGCUCUACCUCUGGGCAAACCAGCUCACGGGGGAAAUCCCACCGGAGAUGGGCGAGUGCACGAAUCUCGAGGCGAUCGAUCUGUCGCAGAACAACCUCACCGGCUCCAUCCCAAAGGGAAUCUUCCGGCUUGAGAGCCUGAGUAAGCUGUUACUCCUGGACAACGAUUUGUCCGGCGAGAUACCCUCGGAGAUCGGCAACUGCUCAUCGCUGGUCCGGUUCCGGGCCAAUGGGAACCGCAUCACCGGAGGGAUACCACCGGAGAUCGGGGGGCUGAAGAACCUCAGCUUCCUGGAUCUGAGCUCGAACCGGCUAACAACAGCCAUCCCGGAGGCGAUGGCCGGGUGCCGCAAUCUAUCCUUCGUGGAUCUACACGACAACGACAUCGGCGGUGUCCUACCGGAUGGGCUCUUCGAGGGACUCCUCUCGUUGCAGUACAUUGACCUUUCCGGUAAUUUAAUUGGCGGGAUACUUCCGUCGGAUAUUGGGCUGCCGACCUCUCUAACGAAGCUUAUUCUCGCGGGAAACCGAAUCUCAGGCCCGAUCCCGCCGGGGAUCGGCUCGUGCUCGCGGCUCCAGCUAAUGGAUCUGAGCAAUAACGCGCUCUCGGGCCAGAUUCCGGGGAGCAUCGGUAAGAUACCGGCGCUGGAGAUCGCCGUAAACUUGAGCUGCAACGACCUUUCUGGCCAGAUUCCGGCGGAGUUCGCGGCGCUCGUCAGGCUCGGUGUGCUCGACAUCUCGCACAACCGGCUCUCAGGCGACCUCCAGCCCCUGGCGAACCUUCAAAACCUCGUCGCCCUCAAUGUCUCCUUCAACAACUUCUCCGGCCGCGUUCCGGACAGUCCUUUCUUCUCCAAGCUCCCAACCGGUGAUUUGGAUGGCAACCCCGCCCUCUGCGUCGCCCGCUGCUCCGGUGUCUACGACUACGGCGACCGUAUCAAGGAGCUGAGGGGCAGCCGUGUGGUCACGGCGGUGAUACUCUCCGUCGCGGUCGUCCUUUUCGCCACGGCUGCCGUCAUUCUUCUUAGCCGAAGAAUGGCGCGCCGCGGCGACGGCCGCGAGGACGAGGAGAAGGAUGGCGACAUGUUGCCGCCGUGGGAGGUGACCAUGUACCAGAAGAUGGAGAUCGGCGUCGGCGACGUGGGCCGGAGCCUGACGGCGGCGAACGUCAUCGGCCGGGGAUGGUCCGGUGUGGUGUACCGUGCGAGGAUCCCGUCCACGGGGGCGGUGAUCGCCGUGAAGAAGUUCCGCACCGGCGACGACGCUGCGGCCACGGCAUUUGCGUGUGAAAUCGGGGCUCUGGCGAGGGUGAGACACCGGAACAUCGUACGGCUGCUGGGCUGGGCGGCCAAUCGUCGGACUAGGCUGCUUUUCUAUGACUACCUCCCCAACGGCACGCUGGGAGGGCUGCUACACGGCGGAGGUAUGGCGGCGGCGGCGGCGGCGGUGGAGUGGGAUGUGCGGCUGGGGAUCGCCGUCGGCAUAGCGGAAGGGCUGGCCUACCUCCACGACGACUGUGUGCCGGCUAUCAUCCAUGGCGAUGUGAAGACAGAGAACGUCCUCCUAGGGGAGCGGUACGAAGCGUGCCUUGCAGAUUUCGGCCUCGCCCGAGUGACGGGAGACAGGAGAUCGGGAGGGGCCGAUUCCGUCCCGGCCUCCCUCGCUGGUUCGUACGGUUACAUUGCCCCCGAGUAUGGGUGCAUGACGAGGAUCACGACGAAGAGCGACGUGUACAGCUUCGGGGUGGUGUUGCUGGAGAUGAUAACGGGGAGGCGGCCGGCAGACCCGGCGUUCGGGGAGGGGCAGAGCGUGGUACAGUGGGUGCAGGACCACCUAAGGUGGAAGCGGGACCCUGCGGAAGUUGUGGACCCCCGGCUUCAGGGGCACACCGACCCGUUGCUCCAGGAGAUGCUCCAGGCCCUGGGCAUCGCCCUCCUCUGCGCCAGCUCCCGCCCCGAUGACCGCCCCACCAUGAAAGCCGUCGCCGCACUCCUCCGUGGCAUCCAUGGCCACGACGACUCCAACAACUCCGCUGAGGCCCGAAAGCAUGGAUCCUUCGGGGGAGGCGAAGAGGUCAGAAAGCGGGCUGAGCCGCCGGCGCCUGCCUCUCCGCCCCCCGUCCGCAGCUCGGUCGCAUUCACCUUGUCGGCCAGCAGCGACAGUUGUUUGUAGCAGUGACGUCCACACCUUGGACAACGGCAGGCCUCCGGGGUGGUGACGGUGGGGCACAGGAAAGCAAGGCGCACGACGAGUAGUCGCUGUCGAUUACGGAAUGGUUGAUUAAUUUCUGGCGCCUGGAUGAUGAGAUGCUGGAAACAUUGCUGCCGUUGUGGAAGGGAGGCGAAGGCGCACAACGAGUAGUCGCUGUCGAUUACGGAAUGGUUGAUUAAUUUCUGGCGCCUGGAUGAUGAGAUGCUGGAAACACUGCUGCCGUUGUGUGGAAGGAAGGCGAAGGCGCAAGUGGAGUCGUGGAAGGUUGGCUGAGCCUGUCGAGAUGUCUGGCGUGUUGUUGAUGAGCAGCGGCGAAGAGAAGAAAGAAUGGGCAAAUCUCCGGUUAUAAAAUGCGCUGAUUGGAUGGGACACGUUUUAUAUGCCGGACCGAACAACGGCAAUUGUGACCGGUGCGGCUGAUGCUUCUUUCCCGCCCAUGCCUUGACUUUCGCCUUCCGGCGGCAAAAUCGGCUGAUGCAAUUAGUGCUUAGUGGGUCCUUUAUGCCGAGCCGCUUGGCUUCAUGAGUUUGUCGUGCCACCAGUACGCGAAUCCUACGACCAGGACAGAUUUAUUUAUGUAUUUAUCCAUACGAAUACAAAUCAAUAAAUCAUUUGCAGACGAUUCCAACC